AUGAGCAAGGCCCACCCUCCCGAGCUGAAGACAUUUAUGGACAAGAAGUUAUCAUUGAAGUUAAAUGGUGGCCGACAUGUACAAGGAAGACUACGGGACUCUGAUCCCUUUAUGAGUCUUGUGAUUGAUGAGUGUGUGGAGAUGGCAACUAGUGGGCAACAGGACAACAUCGGCAUGGUGGUCAUACGAGGAAACAGCAUCGUCACAUUAGAAGCCUUGGAAAGAGUCUAA
Messenger RNA from Peromyscus californicus insignis, 231 nucleotides. Its product is annotated as small nuclear ribonucleoprotein G-like. Gene Ontology annotation, molecular function: RNA binding. The record is from RefSeq and is a predicted model, not a curated record. Gene Ontology annotation, cellular component: U5 snRNP; U4 snRNP; U1 snRNP. Gene Ontology annotation, biological process: mRNA splicing, via spliceosome; spliceosomal snRNP assembly. The coding region runs from base 1 to 231 and encodes 76 amino acids. NCBI's taxonomy places the organism in Eukaryota, Metazoa, Chordata, Mammalia, Rodentia, Cricetidae. The transcript has a single exon.